Zea mays is the source of this 3130-nucleotide messenger RNA. RefSeq lists its product as uncharacterized. Gene Ontology annotation, biological process: protein transport. Lineage: Eukaryota; Viridiplantae; Streptophyta; Magnoliopsida; Poales; Poaceae. The record is from RefSeq and is a predicted model, not a curated record. The transcript is spliced from 6 exons. Bases 1263 to 2798 code for a protein of 511 amino acids.
GUAUUAUAGUUGAGCUCAAAACACAGUUUGUGAGUUGCACGUAACCCUAAGGCUUCCUUGUUAGCAUUCUGGUCCUCGUCUCUGAUGCUAGGAUCGAAGAACGCAGUUGGCGUCAAAUCCAUCAUUUGGCGCAAAGGAGGCAUCGUCGCGGAUGGGUCUCGGUAUCACCCAACCAAUCAUACACGCUACGAGAACUAGUAUAGGUCAAUCCUAGACGUCCGAUCCAGAGAUCCAAUAAGUCCAUGUUUGAAUCCUCUAAUCGAUUGCGAGUGGCUAAUAAUUAACGGGCAAAUAAUUAGUCGUGAUAUGUUUGAAGUCUUAUCUAAUAGAUGACUAAACAUACUAAAUAGUUAGUUUUUACCUUGCACGGCAAACAAUUGGUCAUGAGAAAAAACAAAUAAACUGGCAAGAGUAUGGAUCGUAUUCUUCUUUUUAUUAUGGUCUAUUAGCAUAUAUUAACAAGAUUAAAUGUCUAUUUAGCUUGCUAUCUAAUUUGCCAUACUUUGUCUAGUUUUUUUGACUAAGUUUAGUUCUUAAAUUUGAAUGACUAACCUUAGGCAAAGAGAGGUAUGGUUAGCCAUAAAUCAAUUAGAUCUUAAAUGACUAAUAGAUAAACAAUUUGUUAGAUCUCUAGCUAAUAAUUUAUUUAUUUAUUAGCUAGUCUGUUUGGAGGGAGAUGCUAAAACUAAUCGGCAAAUUGUUUGUGUCAAGGACGAAGCUACCUGGUUAGUUGUGGAUACACAUGCAUCCUCCACAGUCCAAAAUUCAGUUACAAUAAUCAAAAUUUCACUAUAUAAGCAUUCCACAUAUCUUAUGCACCCAUAAGAGAGUUGCACUCUCUGCUCUAGCUUCGCCGCUGAUUUGUGUGAUGCAUCCAAACUAUAGUUUCCUUUGGAGCGAAGCAAACCGACGUCUCCCGCAGGGCCAAGUUGUCUGCGAUAGCAAACAGCGAAACCCGUCGUCAGCGCAAACCGCGACGUUAACCAACCCCUAAGUAUCCCUGUCAGCCGUACACGUGUCCCAAUCGAACGGCUGGGCUCCCUCGUCAGCGUAGCAGGUGCCGCCCGUCCCGUCGACCGACCUGACGGACGUCGCCGCAAGCGCCCGGCUGGGCUUCACCUCUCCACCCCAUCGCUCACCACUCCCCCCUUCGUCUCCAACCAGAUCGCCCCCCGCCGCAUAAAUCCCCCGCUGACACCCGAUCGAGCAAACCCUCGCUUACCUCCCGUCACGUCGCGUCCGAACGGCGACGCUGCGCCGUGAUGGACGCCUUCUUCGGCAAGGGCGGCGGCGGCGGCGGCUUCCGCGGCGCCAAGUGCAAGACGCUGCUGAAGCUGUCGAUCCCGCGGAUAAAGCUGCUGCGGAACCGGCGGGAGCUGCAGCUGCGCCAGAUGCGCCGGGACAUCGCCAAGCUUCUCGAGGCCGGCCAGGAGGCCACCGCGCGGAUCAGGGUGGAGCACAUCAUCCGGGAGGAGAACAUGAUGGCCGCGCAGGAGAUCCUCGAGCUCUUCUGCGAGCUCAUCGCUGUGCGCCUGCCCAUCAUCGAGACCCAAAGGGAGUGUCCUAUUGAUCUCAAAGAAGCAAUAUCAAGUAUCUGUUUCGCUGCUCCAAGAUGUGCAGAUCUACCUGAACUGAUACAAGUUCAAAUGAUGUUUGCAACUAAAUAUGGGAAGGAAUUUGUCGCUGCAGCUUCAGAGUUGAUGCCUGAUUGCGGGGUCAAUCGUCAGAUAAUUGAACUACUUUCUAUUCGUCCUCCUCCUGUCCAUGCAAAGUUGAAACUGCUGAAGGAGAUAGCUGAGGAACAUGAAGUUGACUGGGAUCCAUCAGAGACAGAGAUAGAAUUUCUCAAACCUCAUGAAGAUCUAUUGAAUGGCCCGACCUACUUCAACGGCUCCACACUACCUCUUCCCAAGGAGAAACACGAGGAAACAGUAGCGGCAAGUGCUGCCGAGCGGCCUGACAAAGACUGCGAGUCAGAUACCGGUCUUGACUCACUGGAUUUUCCUGAAGUCCCAAAAGCAGCAAUACGUCCACCUUCUAACACACCAUUGACCCCAGAUAUUGGUCCCCAUGCUCCGGGCUCUCAGCCGCUUCCUCGUGAGUUCUCAGACCGUACUAACUUGGAGGAGAAUCCAACAGCUGGCGGCGCUUUUAAUGUUAUUCAGAUGAAAAGCCUGGAACAUCUUAUCUCUGCACCAUCUGCUCAGCCAAACACACCAGAUUUGCCAGAUGAAAAGAAGCAAUUUAUUCCUUUUGCAUCUCCACCGCCAGUUGUUGCUACUCCAUUGGAAAAAACUGAGACAGUUCCCUCACCUUCAAUGUCUCCUCCAGUGAAGCCAACAGAGCCAAAAAUCUCCACAAAGCGGGUUGAUGAAUUGGCCACACCUCCAGUACCUCCCACUGAUUAUACGUUCACAAAACAACCAGAACAAGUACGGCCAAUCUCUUCCGAGAGUGAGGCAAGUAUCGACUUGGACGAUGUACUAUCUGCUGCUCAGACAGCUGCUGAAUCAGCGGAGCGAGCUGCGUCCGCAGCCCGCGCCGCUGCGAACCUUGUGCAGCUACGCAUUGCAGACCUAAAGAAGAAUUCAAGGGUCUAUAACAAGUACACCGACAGUGCUCAAAAGGAAAGCCCUCAUCAGGCCGAGGGUACACAGAAACCAGUAUUUGAUCACCAGGACUCCUUCACCAACGAGACACAGGACUAUGUGCCGUCUCAUGUGCCGCAGAGGUCGCCGUCUCUGGAGGACGAUCCGUAUUUCUCCUACCCCAACUUGUUCUCGGCGCCAAAACCUUGAAGGCGGAAACUAGUGGCCUGUAACUGCUAGUAGUAGUCCUAUUAUGUCUUGGUCUUCGCUGUUGCCUCGGAAUUUCUGUGUGUUGCUGAGUUUGGUACAUAACGGUACAAAAGGAGACUACUGGGUUAUUACUUGGCUACGAAACCUGUCUAGUUUGAGUCUCUGUAAACUGUACAUGUACGGUGUCUGUAUCAGUUUUCUGAAACAUUUCUGCAGUUCUACACGUAAGUAAUGCCAGAUCAUCUAGUUUGGUUGGGCUGGGCCCAAAACAACAUCUUGUAAUUUGGAAUGGACUUGGAAUAAAGGAAGUACCUGGAGAUCAACACAACAAA